AUGGGGGGAAAUCAGUCGAUGCCGAAGAUUACCAAGCAGGACCGCGCAAUCCUAGAGUCAAUCCAAGCGGUCCUCGGGCGAGAGCACCAAAUAGCGAAGGCGCAGCUUGCUGCAGGGAACAAGGACCGGGCACUCAUCGCGCUGAGGAAGCGGAAGUACCAGGAGGGUCUUCUCGCAAAGACGGAUACGCAACUGGAGAACCUGGAGAAACUGGUGUCGACCAUCGAGUUCUCUCUCGUGGAAGUGUCCGUCCUGCACGGCUUACAGCAAGGGAACGAAGUGCUCAAGGAGAUUCACAAAGAGCUGAAUGUCGAGAAUGUGGAGCGGAUAAUGGAGGAAACGGCAGAGGCGAGAGAGUACCAGCGGGAGAUCGACGAAAUGCUGGGCAACUCGUUGUCUGCCGAAGACGAGGAGGAAGUACAAGCAGAGCUCCUCGCGCUCCAAAGAGAAGAGCUUGGCGUUGUCGAGUUGCCUUCGGUUCCCAUCCACCCAGUCGAAGACCUGGAAGAAGGCAAGAAUCUCCCUACUCUUCUUCCCCACAUGGCUGACUUGGACACAGAACGGGAGCCCCAGAGCCAGACAGAACGUGUCCCAGUGGCUGCUUGA
Molecule: messenger RNA, 606 nt
Organism: Epithele typhae
Lineage: Eukaryota; Fungi; Basidiomycota; Agaricomycetes; Polyporales; Epitheliaceae
Product: Snf7-domain-containing protein
Exons: 5
Coding region: 1-606 (201 amino acids)
Biological process (GO): late endosome to vacuole transport via multivesicular body sorting pathway; vesicle budding from membrane
Cellular component (GO): ESCRT III complex; multivesicular body
Source: RefSeq, a predicted model, not a curated record